Molecule: messenger RNA, 3377 nt
Organism: Nomascus leucogenys (northern white-cheeked gibbon)
Lineage: Eukaryota; Metazoa; Chordata; Mammalia; Primates; Hylobatidae
Gene: N4BP2L1
Product: NEDD4 binding protein 2 like 1
Source: RefSeq, a predicted model, not a curated record
CCACGCAGCGCGGUUCCGGCGGGUGGAAAGGAGGGGCUGGGCUCCCAGCGCCCGCCCCUCUAUCCAUCACAUGGCCGGAGAGUCACAAAAACAACAGCUUUGGCCAAGACCGUGACUUCAGGAAAGGGAAACCGGGGCUCUCGCAGCCAGCCCUCCUGCCCAUGGAGGACAGUUUCCUUCAAUCUUUUGGGAGGCUGAGCCUCCAGCAGCAGCAGCAGCAGCAGCGGCAGCGGCCGCCCCGGCCGCCCCCGCGGGGGACACCUCCGCGCCGCCACAGCUUUAGGAAACACCUCUACCUCCUGCGAGGCCUCCCGGGCUCCGGGAAAACUACACUGGCCAGAUGCUCAGAAUGGAGCAGUGGACAAAGGAGACAAAAAUCCCUGCCUUCAUGGAACAUGUAUUCUCUCAGAGAAAAAAAAUUCUCGAGGAAAAAAGGCAAUUUUAGCAUCUGCUCUGCUCUGUUCUCUCAAAAAAUAAGCAAAGGAUUUCACAGGUAUGCCACUGGAGGUAUAUAUCCCCAGGAAAUGUCCACAUACGCACAAGAGUCUUCUAGGUACUUGGGAAUCAUCAGUGAACAAAACAAAGAUCCUGCCCUUGUGGACCUUAUGUGCCAGAGACAAUUGCAGCAUGACUUUCCCAGGGCCCUGAUUUUCAGCACGGAUGAUUUUUUCUUCAGGGAAGAUGGUGCCUAUGAGUUCAAUCCUGACUUCCUGGAGGAAGCUCAUGAAUGGAACCAAAAAAGAGCAAGAAAAGCAAUGAGGAAUGGCAUAUCCCCCAUUAUUAUUGAUAAUACCAACCUCCACGCCUGGGAAAUGAAGCCCUAUGCAGUCAUGGCACUUGAAAAUAACUAUGAAGUUAUAUUCCGAGAACCUGACACUCGCUGGAAAUUCAACGUUCAAGAGUUAGCAAGAAGAAACAUUCAUGGUGUCUCAAGAGAAAAAAUCCACCGAAUGAAAGAACGGUAUGAACAUGAUGUUACUUUUCACAGUGUGCUUCAUGCAGAAAAACCAAGCAGAAUGAACAGAAACCAGGACAGGAAUAAUGCAUUGCCUUCCAACAAUGCCAGAUACUGGAAUUCCUACACAGAAUUUCCAAACCGGAGGGCCCACGGCGGAUUUACAAAUGAGAGCUCCUAUCACAGAAGGGGCGGUUGUCACCAUGGAUAUUAGAGGCCUAUCUUACAGCCAUGCAGAAUUUUCCUAAGUCAGUUUCUACUUCAAUUUCUGUUAUUCUUUGUUGCAUUUUGGUCAGAGCUCCAAUUCCAGUGUAAAUAGCUGAACUCAAAAGUUUCUGAGCAAAGUCAUUAUAUUCAUUAUCUUCACCAAAAUUUGUUAAAGUGCUUCUGUAUGCAUGGUCUGAUGCUGGGAAUUCUGCAGAUUUGAGUAAACAAUCUCUUUCUCUAGGGUAAGAAUUUGAAACCAAAACUUGAGAACACACCCAAGAAUAUAUUUACAUAGGUUCAUAGAUGAAAUAAAGUGUUUAUAUUAUAUAUAAGCUUCAGUACCAUUUUCUCUGAAGUGAUCUAUUUAUUUUUUCAGGAAAUUCAUCUCCAUCAGGAAAGUUGGGAAGGUGGAGAGAAGUGGUGGGGGCAGGAAAAGUUUUAGUGCCAUUGCUAUUUUGAUAAUCUAUGUAUCUAAAAAUGUGAGAUGUGCGAUUCUAUGAUACUGAUUUUCCUUUAAUAUGCCAGAAAGUAUUACAUCUAAGGGAACAUUGUCCUUCAAAGUAGACACUUUGGGAAGUUAUUCCUUUAUUUUAAUGAUGUAUCAUUGUUAAAAAUACUGUCAAAUCCUUAAUGGCUAUAGGAGCUACUGAGGGAAAUCAGUGUCAUUAUUUAAAGUCACACCUUGUGUUUUUACUACUUUAUUCAGCAGGAUUAAACCUGAAUAACUUUUGGCUGUUGUGCUAAUAGUGUAAAUCAAGUAAGCCUGCCUUCAUAAAACACUGACUUUUAAAAGGAAUAAACAACUUCUAAAAUUAUGCCUAUUAAUGUGUAAUUAGUUGGCAGCUCAAAUGUUUGGGAGUGCAAGAAGUUAGGCACCCCAGGAUAUAGGUCAUACAGGGAUAUAUAAAAGCCAUGCUCAUUACAAAAUGAGCAGUUGAUGUUUUAUGUGGCAUUAAGACAAUCAAGUCCUCACAACUCUGGAAUGUCUUCUUAUACUGAUGCUGAAUUUAUGAAUCCAAAUUAAUUUGACAGGUUGGAAUCAGAUUUAGUGUGACAUCAUGAUAGACAAGACCACAGAGGACGUAUGCUCUAUUUCUUGUUGGCCAACAGCUUCUUUCUAAUGUUCUGUGAAAAAUUAUUUUAAGUGUCUUAUAUAAUGGUGCUUUUAUGGUUAUUAAAAAUUGUAAAUGGUAUCACAUUUAUAUGGAUUUGUCACUGGAUCUUUUUUUGUUCAACAAUAAAAAAAUUUAACUACCUAAAUGCCAAGAAACUCAACAAUAUACCAGUUUUUCUGUAUCACAGGCUUAUUUACCAGUCUUUUUUUAAUAAUUAGGAAUCGUAAAGGUAAUGACAAAAGCAACCUUCUCAUUUAGUUGCUUAUAUAUUUGAUCUGUGUACAUGAGACUGUUUUAACAUUGUCUGACACUACUGAAACCUGCUCAACAUCUCCACGACUACCAACACCACAGGUGUCAUGUUUUCUUCAGUAACAUUUUAAAAACUGGUAUCUCCUUUGAGUAAGUUUGGCUGACAAUAGUAAAUCCCAAUGAAUCUAAGGUUUUAUCAGUUUUGCUGAAUUCUGCAUCUCCAAGCACAACGUAUAAUAAUCUCCUAAUGAUCCACUUCUUAAUAAUGCUCCGAUUUUCCAGGCCCAGGUAGUCCUGGGUAUCUUGGUUGAUAGGGUGGUGGCAUAACCCACUCAAUAUGGAUGGCUUGACUCAUCUGGGCUGGUAGAGGGGAGAAAUGUCAGAGAGGCCAAAGUGGAAAUUACCCUCCUUUGAUUUCACAGGAGCGGUUCAAAGGACCAGAUUCAAGCCCUCCUGACUUGGCUGGCUCCCUGCUUUAGGGUUUUUGGCUCACCUGGGUUAAGUGAAUGACCACUGUGGAGAAGUGGCUCUGGGUUAUAUAACUUUUGUAGAGCGCCAAAGAAUAGUUUCCUGGCCUAUUUAAUGUCUCUUCUGUCCCUAGCUGACCCCUGAAAUAUUUGGUUUGUAAACCAUAAAAAUUGAUUAAAUGCCAUCAACUUUAUCCCCUAUAGAAGUGAUCUGUUUUUCCUUUCAACUCCCAUGGCUUCUGAUUUGUAUAACUCUUUGAACACCCAAUAUUGACUUGUAUUGUGUUCACUGCAUCAUUCAUAGAACUGGCAAAUGCUCUUUAUGUGCAAUAGGGUCUCAUUAAAUGACUGCUGAAUAAAUAACACAAAUUUUUACCAUUA